Molecule: messenger RNA, 713 nt
Organism: Camelina sativa (false flax)
Lineage: Eukaryota; Viridiplantae; Streptophyta; Magnoliopsida; Brassicales; Brassicaceae
Molecular function (GO): protein binding
Source: RefSeq, a predicted model, not a curated record
CAAAGAGAUUAAAAAUCAAAGUCUCAACUUCGUCUCUUUUUAUUUAUUUAUUUAUUUUCUUAUAAAUUAAAAAAUGGGAAAAUCGAUUCCAAUCAAAACAGGGCUAAGAGGAGCGUCAGCUGCAGCAGCUGGGUUCAUCAAAUCCUCAAAACCGAUCCGACCCGUUUCCUCCAUGAACAGUCCCGGUAAAGAUUCCUCCUCCCCCACCGCUACUGCCACCACCAGCGAUAGUAGUAGCCGACGCUUUGUCCCGCUUUCUACGGUGGUCUCUGACUGUGCGAAGCGGUGGUUCAAAGACACACUUGAGGAAGCUAAAGCUGGGAACAUAACUAUGCAGGUUGUAUUGGGUCAGAUGUAUUACUCUGGUUAUGGAGUCCCUAAAGAUGCUAAAAAGGGGAGACUUUGGAUUACGAAAGCAUCAAAAGUUCGUUCUUCAGUGUGGAAAGUGAAAGAUAAACGACCAGGUUACAACGCAAGUGAUUCUGAUUCAGAGUCUGAUUAGUAUAAUCCUGAUCGAAAGAGCUUGUUUUUUGUUCUGUUUUGUCUCAGUCUUGGAUGUUCCAAGUUCCAGCAAUGAAUAUAUAUAUUAUGUAUCAGUGCAAAUCAUUUUGUAGCUCUAUUUCUCAGAUUUUUGUUUUCUUUUGUCUCUUGGUGGAAAAGCCUUUGCUGAUAUUGUAUGAUUCUAGCAAUGAAAAGGGGGUUUUAGGUAUUGU